Messenger RNA from Ornithorhynchus anatinus (platypus), 1002 nucleotides. RefSeq names its product transmembrane protein 236 (gene TMEM236). NCBI's taxonomy places the organism in Eukaryota, Metazoa, Chordata, Mammalia, Monotremata, Ornithorhynchidae. The transcript is spliced from 4 exons. Bases 1 to 1002 code for a protein of 333 amino acids. The record is from RefSeq and is a predicted model, not a curated record.
AUGGUCUCCGGAAGGCUGGUCAAGCUGGUGGUGUUCGAGCUCCUCGAGCUGGCUGCCUUCUCCGUCCCGACGCUGGUGGUGACGGAACAGUUUGCCGCCGCCCUCCAGGGGACCAGGAACAGGAACGAGAAGACGGUGUAUUGGCUGGGGGUGUCCUGUUCCAUCGCCUACGUAGCCUUGGUCACCUUGGUGGUCUGGGUGCCGGUGAAAGUCCUGUUCUACCGGAAACGUUAUCUGCAGGCCAAGAUCAGAGGGUGGAGUCCAGUGAUGCUGAUGUGUGUGGUUCUCACCACACUUCCAUGUUUUGCAUUUUCUAUAGCGGUGACUGAGGUCCAAAAGAGUGUCAGCAACAAUUCAACGUCUAGCCUGCCCAAAACAUUACCAGAUUUUCAAGUCUCUCUGGUUCUGACUUCCUUGAUCAUUGUUGAUAUAAUUGAAAAACUCAGGAAGUAUUCUCUCAGAGGAAGACCAAUAAGUGAAGAUGACCUGCAGCCCCAGCAGCAAAUAAGUAGCAUCUCCGAGCAGGUGGAAUCCAAGGACUCCACACCGGCUCCCGUCUGUUCGACCCCGAGUCCCCGGGUGAUCAACGUGGAGGAGCCCACGUCCAGCUCUCCGGUCAUGAGGGUAAUGUCUCGCCAAGACGAGAGGGCUCAGAUCUUCCUGAUGAGCUUCGUGAUGUGGUACGACACCAUAGAGAUGGUGCGGGUGGCUGGCCAUCCGGCCGUCUUCGGCUCCGCCUGGGUGUUCCCCGUCUACGUAUUUAGCUACUUGUCCCUGCUCCGGAUCAUCCUGCUUCCCAGUGUACCAGUUCUGGGCUCCAUGGGCAUCAUCCUGCAGGAUUUUCCCUUCAUCUUUGUUCGACUCGGCCUGAUCGCCGCCCUGGGCACCAUCACGCCCGUCCUCGGACUUUGCAAGAAUAUCUUAGUGACUGGCUCUUUUGUGUACUUCAACUACUUAAUCAACCUGCAGGCUUUCUCUGUCACGGAGACCUCUCCCUUUUAG